Marmota monax (woodchuck) is the source of this 10701-nucleotide messenger RNA. It is a transcript of the gene Znf697, whose product is annotated as zinc finger protein 697. The record is from RefSeq and is a predicted model, not a curated record. Gene Ontology annotation, biological process: negative regulation of transcription by RNA polymerase II. Lineage: Eukaryota; Metazoa; Chordata; Mammalia; Rodentia; Sciuridae. The transcript is spliced from 3 exons. Bases 5780 to 7429 code for a protein of 549 amino acids. Gene Ontology annotation, molecular function: DNA-binding transcription repressor activity, RNA polymerase II-specific.
GAGCAGGCUGGAGAGCACCUGAUGCAGGGAGACUGUGCAUAGAAGGAAUCAGGUAACCUGAGUGGUAGUCCCAAUUCUCCACCAACUGCAUAACUUCAUGAGUUCCAACAAAGUGUGAAUCUUCUUUGGUCCUCAUUUUUCUUAUCUGGAAAAUGGGAGGUUUUUUAAAGAAAUUUUUAAUCCAAAGUGGUGAGACUUUCUCAUCAUCCCUAUAUAUUUUCUUCAGCAAAGUUUAGUUUAUGAGCUGCCUGCCCUGCCACCUAGCCCACUUCUAUACCUCCUCCCACUCAGGGAAGAUAAAGUAGGUAAUUAAUUGAUUUCUUGUGAUUCCAGGGAUUGAACCCAGGGCUUUGCACCUCAUGAGGCAAGUGCUUGACCACUGAGCUAUGUCCUUGGCUCAAUGCAAACUAUGAAAUCCAGGGCAAAAGAUGUCAUGGAAAAGAAGAAUCCAAGAAACAAGAUUUGCCCUAAAGACCCAUAUUGGAUGAGCUGGGUGCUUGAUCUCCCCAGUUUACUUUCCUGACUUCCUGUUAAUCCUGAACUGGGUCUCUCAUUCUUGGAGAGUUUUGUGUAACUUUUAGAAUCCCCUCUUUACCCAGGAAUUCUCAUGAUAUUAUUUGUUGGCAAGAUGACUUUGCUGACAUUUUGAAGGUUUGUUAGGAAUGAGUUGGUGACUUUGGCCAGAUUUUAAUUCUUAAUUCUUUUUCCUCCGAGAAGAGGAUUAACUAACAAAAGCAUUUUGUGUAUUGAGUAGGUUAUGGUUUGAUUAAUGUGAUUUGACUCACAGCCCAAGUAAGCAGCUAGGGACCCAUAAAACCGGGGUCAGACUUAUAAAUUAGGGAUAUAUCCCAGAGAGGCAGUGUAUUAGUGACUCUAAGAGCAAACUCCCUCUCUCUGAAUAUACCUGCCAGAUAACACAGAUGAUUUGAAAAGCAGGUGAAUUAAUGUUGCUGGAAGGCCGACAUCUCAAAGUCCCAGUUAGCCAAGUACCACUAGGUUGAGUAUCAAGGGGUGACGGAAACCAAAGUUGAGAUGCUAGCUCAUGUCUGCUGUUAUGUGGGGUGCUAAAGGGUAAUUCAUUUUACCUUUCUAGAUCCUCUCUGCUGGGCUCAUCUGCAAAAUAGGCUGCUAGCUGAGAUCACAGACUGGAUCAGACUGUUUGCCGUUGCUAGGGGUCUCGUUCUCCAUCCCCUGCACAUGAUGGGUGUGUGCUGCUGCCUGGUUUGGGGCUUACUGCCAUUAUUUUCUCUUCUGUGCCAGCCCAACAGAAGAUCUCGUGGCACAUAGUGGCGAAGUUGCUCUUCUUCCCCAAAACUACUCUGGAUCACUUCUGACAUAUUUUAAUGAUUUAUAAUGUAUUAUGGGUUCUUUAGAGCGGUGGUUUAUAACAGGAUUUGUGUUUGUUUUGUCUUUGUUCCAUGGAUCCUUUCGGGGUCCAAGGAAAAGCUGUGAGCCUUCUCUGUGGAAGAAGUGUCCACAUAUACAUUUACAUAAGUUUCAGGGUAUUCUUGAGCUCUGAAGGCUUAGAACCCAGGCCCAGAACCCAUCCUCAGAAAGAAUAUUCUGUUUACAAGUUUGAGUGGUGCUGUUGCUCUUUGGGAAAUGCUAUAGGAACUAGCACAGGAGGGGCGUAGGAGACCAAGCAGAGAGUCUCGGUGGCUGUGAUGUUCAAGAUAUGAAUGAGCCCUGGACACUUACAGCCUCCUUCUUGAGACAGAUUCAUCACUUCCUAGAGCAAAGCAGCAUCUUGGAGACUAGUUGUGUGCACCAUUGCCUGAAAUAAAAUAAUCUGCAAGCUUUUGGUUUCUAAAAUAAAGUGGGAACAUACAUUCUAGCUCCUGUCUCUGUUCUGUGGUAUGAGUCUGUUUGGAUGGCAUCCUCUGAAUUUCUCUGAGGAGGACACUAUCUACAUUUUAAAGUUCUCCGGUUUGGCUAGCAAAGUAAUUCUGUUCCUGACAAGGUUCAUCUCAAGGAGAUUGCAUUUUCAUACAUCACUUUUGCUAUUAUCCUCCCUUUCAUCUUUGCAUGCCCUUACAUUUCUCAUUCCCUUAGAAGAUCAUUCUGGGGAUGAUCCAUUACUGAAGUACUUAAUCCGUGGGAUACUCCCAUCAUUUCCUCAGUGUGACUGUCCUGGGUUAAUUCCUCAAAGGCUGUCAUAACGUGGGCCUCUAGCCUGGUUUAUUUCCCUUUGGUUUUGAAUUUUCAGCCUAGAAUUACUGAAUUAAUGGUAGAAGUGAAUAAGCACUAGCUGACAGCGUCCUUUGAGUUCUUUAAAAAUAUGAAAGUAGAUGAAAGUGGAAACAGGAUUCUGAUUCUAUUUUGGAUGCAAUAGCUAUUCCUGAAUCUCAUAAAAUGUGGUGGAGGGGAGAGACCCAAAAACAUUAAAUUUAAGUUUUUUUUUUCUUUUUUUCUUUUUUUUUCCUUGCUCUCUUACUUCACUGCUCCAGUCCCUGCUUCCCGUGAGCUCUAUCCAGGAGCACAGUAAUCAUUCCUGAUUUGGUAUGGUUUGUAAAAGCCGGCUCUUUCUUUUGUGGAAAUCAUUGACAUUUUGUUGUUUUGCUCACAAUUUAAGUGAAUGUAAUCGAUCCUAAGUUUCAGAAAAAAAAAAUAUAAUUGGAUUUCCAUUUUAAAACUUCUUUUAGUAAGUUUUAUAGCAAAUAUAAUAGUGGAUAGAAGAGAACGUAUAAACGUACGCAUACGACCAUCCAGCCUCAGCAAGGUCGGUAUACAGCCAAUCUUGUUCCAUCAACACAUCCUGGUUCCCCUUUGCCUUGGAAAUACGCUGACGCAAAUUCCAGACGUGUCAUUUCACCUGUAAAUAUCUCAUGUAUUAAAGAUGUAAGAAAUCUUUGCCAACGUAAUCCAAUACCAGCACCUUAAAAACGAAGCUUAAUAGCAAAUAUCUAAUCAGCAUUCACAGCUCUUUCAGUGGUCCUAUACUUUGUUUUUAUAGUUUGUUAAUGUGAAUUGGGAUUCAUCCAAGGUCUCUGCUGUGAGGUUGGUUGAUAAGCACUUAGGCUUUUGACCCAUAAGGUUUCCCUUCUGUUUCUUGCCAUUUUUGUCACCGUUUUAUAUUGGUAUUGAAGAAGCUGGAUUAUGUGUUUUAGUUUCCUAUAAUCUAGGUUUUGCUUAUCUGUUAUUUUUAAGGAAAUGAGUAAAACAAGUAUGUUAUUUUUAAAAAUGUGUUUUUAAGUGUGUGCAAAGUGAUUUCUUUACAUUUUCUCCCCCUGCCAUCUCUUUAUGGGAAGACCUUGGCCAGUUACAUGCAGAAGUGUCGCUUACGGGGUGCAUUUCCCGGCUGGCCGGAAUACACCAGCCAUUCCUCAUCAGUAACACCAGUUAUUCUGGGCAGAGAGUUGGAAGGGCGGGUUUUCCUGUUGAAUGUGCAGUGAGAGGCAGGAGAUCAAAUGUCCCAACACUUCUUUUUUUGUUAUGAGGAACGAGGAAUAUUCUCUUGAGGUUUGUUCAUUCCAGUAGAAAGAGGAUCUCAGAAUCUCUGGGUUGGGAAAGCUUUCCUGAGGUUACCUGACCCCAUCUGGCCACCUUAGCACAAGAUUCUAAUAUGAGGCUGUUCAUUAACAUUCCACAUCUUGCGUAAAUCCUUACACAUUUCAUGUUUUCUCUUUUUCCUUCAGAGAAAUGGAUUAUUAAAUUGAACCUCUUUCUGGUGCACACAUACUCAUGCCUGCAUAUACUUUAAGAUUAAUCUUGAUUCUUCCCCUCUGUCCUCUUCAGCACAUAACUCUGAGACUCUAUCCAAGUAUUUGUAUGUAAUAAUGGUUUUCAUGAAAAAGGAGAUGUUUUCAGAAGUAAAUUUUGAAUUACGAUGGGAUUAUUGCUGAUUGUGCUUUUUCAUUAAGCUAUAUAUAAUGGUUAAUUUGAUGUGUUAACUUGGCUCGGCCACAGCGUGUCAAGAUAUGUGGCUGAGCAUCAUCCUGGAUGUUUCUGUGAGGGUGUUUUUGGAUAAAGUUAACAUUUAGAUCAGUGGACUUUUGAGUAAUGCUUGAUUGCCCCCCACAACUUGCGUGAGCCUUAUCCAAUCAGUUGAAGGCCUAAAUGAAACAAGAAGACUGCUUUCCCUGAGCAAGGAGGGUUCUCUCUAGCAGAUGGCCCUCAGCCAAGAACUGCAUCUACUCUUGGUCUUCAAACCUGUCAUCCCAUCCUGUAGAUUUUGGAUUUGCCAGCCUCCAUAACUGCAAAAGCUAAUUCCUUAUAAUAAAUCUCUUUCUAAAUAUAUAUCCAUCCAUUGGUUCUGUUUCUCUGGGAAAACCCUGACUCAAACAGAGGGGAAAGGGAUAAAAGGGGCAGAUGUAUGUCCCAGAUUUAUUUGACUGUUUUUUAAGGAGGCAUUUUAUAUCAAAGAGAUGCAAAGAUCAUUGGCAAGGCCAUGAGAAUACUGAGAUUCUGGCCACAACUCUUCUAUCACCUGCCUUUGGGUGUGUAACUCUGACUUUCCCUUUCUUUGCCUCAGUUUAUUCUCUGUAAAAGGAGUUUGAACCAAGAGAUUUCCAAAAUGUUUGUAUUUCAUGAAUACAAUCAUUGAACAUCUGAGCCAGCUGCUGUAAAGCUUGUGUGAGGAUCAUUCUUCUAAGGAUAGCCUUGGGCUUCCCUUGCUUCAUAAGAAGAAAAGAAAAAAAAACUAAACAAGUUAAUGUAUAAAGGUAGUAAUUGUGGUAUAAUUUCAAGCACAGGGGACAAAAAAAAAAUUACAGAAGGAAUCCCUGUUUCAGGUAGAAUGCUCUCAUCAGUAAAUUUAGAAUAGAGAUGAGUCAUGUCUGCAUGAGGACCUUUAGCUUUGGUGACUUUUCACCUGAGUGCAGAGAGUCUAACUUCAAGUAUACUAAAGAUCUGCCUCUGCACUGCACUAAGUCUUAUUGUGCAAAGAGGGAACUGGGUGGUGAUGGUGGUGGAGGCUUGGCAGCUGUGACAAACUGAGGGGCCCUCACCCCAUCAAUGGACAGGAAAUGUCUGGCUACAAGGACAUUGUCCUCAUCUUGACCACAAAGAUUGGAAGGAGUCUGACUGGCGCUGACCUGUGGGUUUGUGGAUUGAUCUCUCUGUUGCCUUGGUUGUAUGUAUGUGUGUUGCUGGGUCCUGAUCCUAGUGCCUUGUGUGUGUUGGGCAAGUAACCUCCUCUUGUUAACUUGGGCUUCCCUCUCCCCACAAAAAACAGCAGUAACCGCAAAGCAGAAACCUUAUUAUUUUAGCUUUUGCUGUCUGGAGAGUGGUCAGCACUUAGCUGCAGUCAUCUUUUGGUGUUCUCUGUCUGGAAUUAAUGUUCACCUUACAUGCAGUCUGCCACUUGGGCAGCUGGCCUUUAAGGCUGGACGAUCUGAGUGUGUGACCUGGAAAGCCAGCUAAGGGGACAGUCAGCUGCCUACCUUAGAUGGGGACACAGUCUGUGUAAGAGGCAUGCCCUGCAAAGACAGCCAGGUAGCUUUGUCUUUUGAGAUCUUUCCGAAUGUUAGCUCACCAUGAGGCUGGGACAUUGACGGCCAUAUCCCCUGGGAGGCUAGUUGACGGUUUACUCGGUUGGUGCUUUAAAUGGACAAAUGAUUAACCCCCUGGAAUCCGUGGUUAGACCCCAGUUAUGGUGUUGAAGUCAACCUUUGAACCACGGGCUAAAUUUGUUUUUCCAGACCUCUAAUCCAAUCAGGUGUCCCUGUCUGGACUCUGGUAUGGAAAAUUCCCUUGGGAGACGGUGGUGGGCAGGGGGUAUGGGAAGUGGCAGGAGGAUGCCUCCAACUCUUGCUGGCCCUCCCAGCACCCCACUGAGGAGAUGGAACAAGAAGAUAACCAGGGUAUGUGUGAACACCAGAACUCAGAAGACAGAGCGAUGGGCUCCGAUUUUGAGAACACGGAGGACAGGGAAGGGGACCCAGAAGAAAGAGGAAUGGGCUUGAAUUCACAGGAUGCAGAAGAAAGAGGCCACCUGGAGCUGGAGAUGGGCUCCAACCCCCAGGAGGAAGCUCUAAGUGAGGACUUCAGGGGAAGGGAAGUAGUGUCCAACAUCUGCACAGAGGGAUUGCUGAGUGAGGAGGAAGCUGUUGCUCUCCAUGAGGAAGAUGAUCAGCCUGGUGUGGUUGACAUGGGGAUGUUCCCAGGUUUGUCGGAAUCAGACAGCAUAUCCCGGAGUCCCCAGGAAGAGGAGGAGGAAAGUACUGGAGAGAAUAGGUUGGAAGAGGAAGAAGAGCAGCCGCCACCUCCCAUACUUCCCUGGAGGCGCCACCUGUCCCUGGGAAGUCGCCACCGAGGUGACAAACCUGCUCACCGCCGCUUCCACCGCCUCCACCACCCCAUGGCCAUGGAUCUCGGGGAGCUAGACAGCCUGGUGGCUAGCAUCAUGGAUGCGCCCACCAUCUGCCCCGACUGCGGGGAGAGCUUCAGCCCAGGUGCCGCUUUCCUACAGCACCAGCGUAUUCACCGCCUGGCAGAGGCCGCUGCGGUAGCCAGCCUGGAGCCCUUCGGCCUGGCGGGCGAGUGCGGAGCUGUGGUGGGGAUGAUGGGGAUGGGCGUGGCGGGGGGCUUUGGAGCUGGGCCCGCACUGGCCCGUCCCCCGCGCGAGAAGCCCUUCCGCUGCGGGGAGUGUGGCAAGGGCUUCAGCCGCAACACCUACCUGACAAACCACCUGCGCCUGCACACUGGCGAGCGGCCCAACCUGUGUGCGGAUUGCGGGAAGAGCUUCAGCUGGCGCGCGGACCUGCUCAAACACCGGCGCCUGCACACCGGUGAGAAGCCCUAUCCGUGCCCGGAGUGCGGUGAGGCCUUCAGCCUCAGCUCGCACCUGCUGAGCCACAGGCGUGCGCACGCGGCCGCCAGCGGUGCAGGUGCUGCAGCGCUGCGCCCCUUUGCCUGUGGGGAGUGUGGCAAGGGCUUCGUGCGCCGUUCACAUCUGGCCAACCAUCAGCGCAUCCACACGGGCGAGAAGCCUCAUGGUUGCAGCGAGUGCGGCAAGCGCUUCAGCUGGCGCUCGGACCUGGUGAAGCACCAGCGCGUGCACACAGGAGAGAAGCCCUACAUGUGCUCAGAGUGUGGCGAGACCUUCAGCGUCAGCUCGCACCUCUUCACGCACAAGCGCACGCACUCGGGUGAGCGGCCUUAUGUGUGCCGCGAGUGUGGCAAGGGCUUUGGGCGCAACUCGCACCUGGUGAACCACCUGCGCGUGCACACAGGCGAGAAGCCCUUCCGCUGCGGCCAGUGCGAGAAGCGCUUCAGCGAUUUUUCCACGCUCACGCAGCACCAGCGCACGCACACCGGCGAGAAACCCUAUACAUGCAUUGAGUGCGGCAAGAGCUUCAUCCAGAGUUCGCACCUGAUCCGCCACCGCCGCAUCCAUACUGGCAACAAGCCGCAUAAGUGCGCAGGCUGUGGCAAAGGCUUCCGCUACAAAACGCACCUUGCACAGCACCAGAAGCUGCACCUGUGCUAGGGUUAGGUCGGAGGGAGGUCGCCCUCUGUGAAGCAUGUAGGGAAUAGGUGUCCUGGGGACAAACCCUAUUGAAAGAAGUAGGGAAGGGGCGGGAGGGGCAAGCUGAGAGUGACUGAGGAGCCUUUGAGUGUUAAGGAGUCCCCAGUAAGAGUUGUUAUUUUGGGGUGCUAUAUUUUUGCCUGCUUCCUCUCCAAGAAACUUUUGGGAGAUGUGUUUGAGUAACGACUUCCUCAAAUAUACCCUGUAGGGAGUGAAGGGGCUUGGAGGAAUAGGUGAUUUGAGGACCUUGAGGAAGGGGGUUUGGAGAGUGGGGGUGGGAAACAGGAUGGCAGGCAAUAGAGUAGAUUGGGCUACAAUGACCUGGGGGAAUCAGGGGAGGAAGUAUGGUUGGAGUGAGAAUAAAGUAUAAUGCGGGUAUAAAUAAUUCUGAACUGGUCCAACCAGGUGGUAAGCCAGUGUUUGCCCUGAGCCCCCAAAUCAGCUAUAAUCGAGGAGACUCUUGUCCAUCCUGAAGGAGAGGAUAUUUAGUAUACUCUUCCUUUCUCUGAGCCACAGUUAGCUGCUAUUUUGAGGCAUCCAAGGGAACCUGGGAAGAAAACUACACAACCUCAUUUCAAGGGGCGACUUCUAGGGUGUAGAAAUACAUUUGUAACUGGUUCUUAGAUCUCUUGAAAAAUCCUGCUCUUGCUUCUGAUUCCUUGGUACUGCCUUGAACACCCUCUAACUUUGUGCUAGGUCAAAAUCAUCUACGUGGUUGACCUGCCCCUUGCCCUGUGUCAGGUGUGUGCCAGGCCCAGUAUUUCUUUAAGGUGUCACUUGUGAUCAGGAAAAUGGAAUAAUCUCAGCUAUGUGUGACUUUCCCCUUCCCAGGUCAGCUUGAUGUCUGUGUUUCAAGUGAACCCCAGAUGGUAAACUGCUGUCCUAAUGAUCUGCUACAGAAGUCAGUUAGCUUAGGAGGUUUUUCUGGCAGUAUGUGAAAAAUCCAGGAAAGCAAAGUUCACAAGUUGGAAUGCAAGGCUCCUUUGUCUUUUUGCCUUCAAUUUGCAUGUGUGCCCUGUUACCCACUCACCCCCAACUCCAUUCAUAUUGAUGAGGGAUCUAGUUCAAGCAAGAAUUUCUUUUUUCCUUCAUGUGGAAGCACAGUGGAAAUCUCAAGGCUUUACACAAAGAGGGCAAAGUCAGGGAGAGGUGUAAAUGCAAAAUUGCCAAAUAGCACAAGCAAUGAAUGUUUUCUAGUUGUUAUAUAGAUGCCAAAAUAGCACUUUUGUAUUUGCAAAGUGCUUUAUGCUUUUUAAUGAUUGUUAGUUGUUUCUCACCUCUUUGUGAGCUAAAUCAGUAUUAUGACCUCUGUCUUAGGGAAAGCCUGGGGGCAGGAAUAUGGCAGGCUGACCUGAACAAAGGCUGAGGACAGUGUGAAGAGGUAUGGCCUCACCUUUUGUGUUCUCCAGCUCAGCUGCUAGGAAGACAUACCUGUCAUGAUUUAUAUAUAUAAAUAAGGACUGAACAUUUUUACCUUUGAUUGAAAACUCAAAGCUAGCCUAGAAGGGCCAAAGAUGUCCUUAUUGACAAAGCUGGUCUUUGUCACCUAAUUAGAGUGACCUAGUUAUGUUGCAUUUCUAGUAGAGGGCUGUAGUUAGAUGACUUUUGUAUAGAUUUCAGUUCCAUAUGCUGAAAGUCCCUUCCCUAGGUUAGCCUUUAGAAGUUAGAAUUGUGGGAAACAGUAUUGUUUUCUUCACUAACAUUUGUUACCCUGUACUAUUCAUAGAAGCAUCUUCAUAAACUGUUGGACACAGUUGAAGGGGGGUGGGGAUAAAGCUACAAGACGGUUUUUACAGUUUUAGCAAAGUUUCUGUGAAUGCUAGUAAUUUAUACUUGAUCUGUUGUAUUCUAGCAAAGAACUUUGGGGACUGUGGAAAAGCAUGUUUUUGUCAUUAUAAGAACACUGAAAAAAAUUCUGCAAAUUCUGGGUUUGUGUGUUGCUUGUUGAUCUUGCCCUCUGAAUUAGUUUACUGCUAUUCAUAAAUACAAAUAGAUGUUCAUACUAGGGAUAAUUUCAAAAUACACUAAUUCUUUUAAAUUUUCUUUUAAUCAAGAGUUAUACCAGCAAACUACAUUUCCAUUAUUUAUAAUGACUCUUGUAGUCUAAAUUGAAUACCAAGUGUACAAGAUCACCUAAAAAUAAUGUAGCCACUUUAUAGGUAAUCUUAUUCCUUUAUUUUUUUUUUCCCCAUGCACAUCUACCUCUUCCAUCUGUUUUAAGUUCUUUCAAGUCUGUGCCUGUGAAAUCUCUUCCAACUUUUGAUUACUCGUGGAUUGAUUAUCUACUUUACUGGUUGUUUGGUCUUUUGCUGCCGUCAUUAUGCACAGUCUCAUCAGCAUCAAAUAUAUUACAUAUCAUCAGCAGCUUUGAGAAGAGGGUUCAAUGGAAAGUGAAUAUGUGAAAUGAAGGCAGUAGAAAUCCUUGAACUUCAUUUGCCUCUGUUCUUUCUAUUACCAUGGAUAAGAGAAUCAGUCAUCAUGUCAAUGUCUUUUCUAUGAGCAAAGCCUUUAGCAGAAGAAAGCUGUAUAACCAUCAAAAUCCCACUCCCAGGGUGUAUUUAAUUUGUGAGUCCAUUUUUCUUACACUUCUUCAGGGAAAAUACCUGCAUUAAGUGAGGUUAAAUACAUUUAGGAGGUUGUUUCUUGUCUUAAGUUUUAGAAUAGUAGUAUUUUUUCGGUAAACCCUAUUAAUUGUAGUUCAUCCUUGAUGGUGUUAAAGAUUCCUUACUCCAACUUGUUGAUGAUGAUGGAGGCAAAUGAAUUAUUAAUAUUUGUUCCCUGGUGAGUUUGGUCCAGAGUAGGCUUCCUCUGCUGCCCUUCACUAAGCAAAACCUGGAGCAGUUUAGACGUGAAAUGGUUUUGAUUAAAUCUUGAGUUCUAAGUUGGAAGAAGAAAAUGAGAUGUUAACCCUUUGAGCCGUGUGGUCUCUGUACAAUCAAGAGGCUGUACAUAUGUGAAAAAAGUACAAAUUAAGAAUCUGUGUUCAUAGACAAUCUGAACUGUGUUUCUGAAGUUUGUGCACAUUUUUCUUCACUGUAAUGUUAUUUUACAUCUGUUUGUUAAAAUAGUAAUUUAAUAAUCUUAAGAGUAACAGGUUUUAUGUGAAUGUGCUUGUGUAUGUGAGAAUUGCCUUGUUUUCAGGUCAUUUUAUUUAAUGAUGGUUCCUUGGACAGUAUUCUAAUGUUCAUCAAUCAAUAUGGAAUAUUUGUCAUUAAAUCCUUAUCAGUCUUUUA